ACUUACCUCCGGCUCUUUUUGAUGAUGGUGAUGACUUUCUGACUAAGGAACUGACGACGUUGUUUACAAAGGUUUGGGUGUUAGAGAGUGUACCAACGUCAUGGAAUGAGUCGAUAGUUGUCCCUAUCUUUAAAAAGGGUUCACGUCGUUCCUGUAACAACUAUCGGGGGAUAAGUCUACUUCCGAUUGCGUCCAAGCUAUUGGCUUCCGUCAUACUUCGUAGGUUGUUCAAAACUCGGGAAAGAUUGACUCGCGAGGAGCAGGCUGGGUUUCGUUUUUAUUAUUUAUUUCAACACAGAUAUUGGUACAAAGAGGUCAGUCAGUCAGUAACAACGUAGAACUUCGUACGUACGUACAUCAGUUCGAGUUGCCACACCACCUUAACACAGAGAUGCAGUUGUCGAUUCAAAUCCCGUAGUGGUAGAGGUAGCAAGAGUGUAAGCAAUGAUCGGGAAGAUUAGGGUUUGGAGAUGUUAUUUAAAGAGUAUAAUUCAGUGAAAUAAAUUUGGAAAGAGGAAAAAAGGGACAUGACGAAUUCAAAAGAUUAGAAUUUGGGAGAACACAAAGAGUGGAUGCACCUGCGCCAUUGCAAACGAUUUUGAGCCAUGUCAUUCAGGGUCUCUAACCAUCGGUUGCUAUCAUCUCGCGGUCCCCAACCAGGUAGUCUAUACCUAUCAACAUGACUCAGACCACUUGUCAGUGACUUCAUGGACUUGUGCCAUGUUUUGGUCUGACCGCCCCUAGCUUUCUUCCAAUCUACUCCUAUACCACUGAACAUCGCACGUCGAGGCAGUCGGUCGUUGGGCAUACGUAACACGUGUCCCAGCCAUCUCAACUGAUGAAGUUUCACCACUUCAUCAAUUGAUUUGCCAUCCUUACCUAGUACCCGUUUCCUAACAACUGUGUUACUUACUCGGUGGUCCCAUGAUAUACGAGCAAUGUUUCGAAGACACCUAAAUACAUAUGCGCCACACAAAUCUCAUUCGAUAUGUGUGAGGGCUGUGAUACUGCCCGGGUGCCCAGACCGAAGCAGGUGGUUUUCUUAGGGGGCCACACCUCGAGCCUUUGACCUAAAGGUCUGAUCCACAAGGCAGUGGAGCAUCAUCAGGAGAUGCAGUCCCGUGGAAGCCGGUGACCAACAAUUGGUUCAUACGCCACUUGUUCCCGCAGGAUACUGGAGCCCAUGUGCACCAUUGGUUUGUGAUCCGGUUAAAGCGCCAGACAUUCGCUUUUCGUCCCCUCAUUUUCGUAAACAACAUCCGUGGUGCGGGAAGGCAGUGAGUAGGACUUCCCUGGCAGAGGCUAUAUACGCGAGGAUGUAUUGAUCAUAUCUUCACCCUCCGUCAAAUGUUAGAACACCGCCAUACUUAUCAAAGGCCAACAAUCGUAGUGUUUCUUGACGUCAGGGCUGCCUUCGAUUCGUUGGGUAGGACUGUUCUCUGGGAUUGUCUAUUGAAGAAGGGUGUGCCUGAGAAGUUUAUUAACAUCCUAAAAGCCCUAUAUACAAACACCUCAGGCAGAGUGAGGGCAUACAACCACCUCUCUCCAUUGUUCCAUUCGAGCAGUGGGGUUAGACAAGGUUGCCCAAUCUCACCAUUCCUCUUCAACUUUGCCAUCGAUGACAUUCUGGAAACAGCUCUGAUGGAUGUAGGUAAUGGCGCUGUGGAUCUGUUGCCUGGAGAAAGACUUCUAGACCUUGAGUAUGCGGAUGAUAUUGUCUUACUGUGCGACAAUGCUCAAGGCAUACAAUCCGCACUUAAUCAGUUGGCAAUCAGUGUCCGUAGGUACGGUAUGUGAUUUGCACCUUCGAAUGUUUGCUAGUUUCUUUAUUUUUUGUUUGCCUAACAUUUGUCAAUGUAUUUAGUUCGUUCGAUUACACUUGUUCCAACCUAUUUAUUGAUUAGUUCCCCAUAUGUUGUCAGUAACCUACUAAUUUAUUACUGGGUUCUAUUUGUUAGCCUGUUACUGUCAUCAUAUUACUUCAGAGUUGAACUUACUAUCGUUACUUAAAUGUGAUUAGUCUAAUACAUAUAUGUACGUAAAUCCUUUCUCAUUCUCGAUAAUAUAAGUAGUUUUUUUUAUUAGAAUUUAAAAGAUCAGUUGCCUUAUUUUCUCUUUCAUGUUCAAUAAAAAGUUAUUUAAUGUUUCACUUCAUAUUUUUAUUAUGAGUUUUGGUAGCUAGUAGUAUUUUCAGUUUACUUUUUUACUUUAGCAUGAAGUUAUCCAAGUUUUCUUAAUAAGUUAUUUUCUGUCAUUUUAGUUAUGUUAGAUGAACUACCGCAUCGAGUUAAUUGGAAAGACAGUAAUACUACUAUUGGGAGUGGUUCAACAAGUCUUACGACUGGUUUUCAUGAAACGCACAAGGAAAGAUUUGAAGAUUGUGUUGGAAGUUGGACAAACCUAGAAGACUGCAGACUACUUGAUCAUGUCUCUCGACUGGGUGAAAAUCGUUGGAAUCUGAUUGGAAAAAAACUUGGCAAGUCAGCUUUUCAAUGCUCAGAAAGAUAUUUGAAGCAUUUACGUCCUCAAAUGUUAGGAUCCAGUAAAACCUAUACAACUCUAAUACAACAUAGAGCUAUACCACAAACAAUUCUCAAUUCAGAUCAAAAUUCAACAUGGACAAAAGAUGAAGACUCAACUCUCCUCCAGUUGUAUUUAACAUAUGGAUCCAAUUGGGAGUUAAUAGCUAAUCGCCUAACUACUAGUGGUAGUUCGCAUAAAAAACGAACUGCUGUAGAUGUAAGACAACGAUAUGAAAAAGUUGUUCUCCAAUAUUGGCCCAAUUAUGAUCAAGAAAAUCGUCCACUCUCUAGUUUACUGUUUCGUAAUUCGCUAUUAUCCUGGUCAAAUAGUCCUAAAAAUAACAGUACUCACAACAACACAAGUUCAAAUGAUCAAUCAAUAACUAGUAAGAACAAUGCUCGACCCACUUAUCUAAUCCCAUUAUCUUCAUUAAAGUCGAAUUACGAUUCUACAACAAAUGGAAAUUGGAAAAUUCGUCUGACCCAACCUAUUCAUCAUCAUGAUUCAGGUUUUAGUGAAUCUGGUUUGUCGAACAGUGUCCAGUCUGGUGGAAGUAAUUCUCAGCAAUCUCUGAGGUAUUCGGUUGUGACGACUUCCAUCAGUUCUCACAAUUCGUUAUUAUCUACAUCGACUCCAGUGGAUUUAAUUAAAAAUGGUCCAUUAUUAUCUAGUCCUGAUAAAUCUCAAUUAAGCCUACCAUCAUCAUCAUCAUUACUUAUCAAAUCAAAUUCACCUAAAUUACUUGAAUCCAGUAUAAAUGACGAUCUCAUUAAUUCUCCUACUUCUUCGUUUUCAUUUAAUUUUUAUAAUAAUCAUAAUAACAAUAAUAAUAAUUGUUCAUCAAAAACAACCUCUCCAUUAAAAUCAAUUCAUCAGACAACAAAUGGAUCAUUAAGUGUUCUGAUAACUGAUGAUAACAAUAGUAAUAAUACUAAUAAUAAUCAUUUUGUUAUACAAACACCUACAAAAGCAUUAAGUGAAGCUGAUCAAUUAUCAUUUCAUUUAACUAGUCCACCAGCUGUUUUAGGUUCUGCUGGUCGUUAUCCUGUUACUAGUUUAAAUCAUAAAACAACAGAUUUAGAUAAAACUCCAAUUGGUUCAAGAAUUCCACGUUGUUCACAGAUAAGAGGAGAUGGUGCACCGUUACGCAGACCACUCUGUACCAGGUUGUUUGAUAAUAUUCCAAAUAAUACUUCUCUUCCUUCAACGUCACUUUCUUCAUCGUUUACAGUAAGUAGUACUAAUCGUAAUAAUUUGUCCGAGAAAACAUUCUCAACGUUAUCCUCUUCAGCAACAUCAUAUAAUUCCUGUGAUGAAGCCAAAUGUAUAGCUAUUCUUACAGCCAAAGCAACUGUUUGGAAUCGAGCACUUUUACCAACCACUUCUACGUCAACAACAGCAACAUCUUCAUUGUCAACAUCUCAAAAAUCUCAUCUUUCUUAUUUUACUGCGAAUAAUAAUAUUAAUAAUAGUAACAGAUUAUUCAAUGAGAAUGAAUUCAACAUGAAUCCAUAUCAUUCUCUUAACUUUUCAAUUUCUAAAGAUACAAUAAUGAAUUAUCAUAAUAAUCUAUAUCCUUAUAAAUCAUAUUCUCAAACAGUUAAUAAUGAUAUCAACUUUAAUCCUCCAUUAAAACCGUUAAAAUUUCCUGCUAGAAAACAACCUCAUUUAACACUUCGACGUAUUGUACAAAUUGCUAAUGAAGAUGAUUGGCAAGAAGUUGCUUAUGGUAAUAGCUAUGCUUCUCAAACAUUAAUUCGACUAGCCAAAUCAUUUACGAAUAAUUAUCAACAACAAUCCAUUAAUGAAUUAAAUGAUCUCUCAUCUCAUUCAUCAUUAUCUUCACCAUUAUUGCCUAUAAUAAAGAGAACAAUAUCAGAAGAAUCAAUUAAUCAUUAUUCAAUUGAUCAUCAAGAUUGUUUCUUGGAACUAGAACAACCGAUGGACAAUUAUUAAUGAGAAUUAUUCUCUUUUUAUCUUUACUUCAUUUACUUCGUUUCUAAUACAGUAUAUUUUAAAGUGUGACAACUCAAACUGAUGUACGUACGUACGAAGUUCUACGUUGUUACUGACUGAUUUUAAAGUGUGACAAAUACAAUCCCAAUUGGGUUAUAUAUAUAUAUCUAUUUUUUAAUAGUUUCAACAUUCUCGUUCCUUUUUAUUUAACAGUGGAUUAUUAAUUUGUAAUCAUAUAUUAGUUGGUUAGUAACAGGAAUGGGUCUUUUAUUCUAUUUAGUCAAGAAAGAAUUUUUGUUUCAUUUCAGUCUUUUUUUUUUCUCAUAUUCUCCCAUACCACUCAUUACUACAACUCCCUGAUCUUCAUCUUAUGAUGAUAUAGUAUUGGUAUAAAAAACCAAAACGAUGUACUGUACCGUUUUGAGUUCAAUCAUUCUUUCAUGUCUACAUACAUUUUACCGUUAUUGCUACUUUUCUUGAGAAUUGAUACUUAUCAUUUGAAACUGGUUUAAAAAUAACCACAGUUUCUAGUUUUCUUUCUUUGUUUCUUUAUUAUCAUAAGUGAUCAGAUGAUAUCAAUUCAUGUGAAUAAGUGAAUUUACGAUGUUAAUGUUAAUAAAGAAUCAAAUGGAUUUAAUCUAAAAGUGUGUAUGUAUAUGUGUCUAUGUAUUCGAUUUCACUUCAAUCUCUAUUAUUAUUAUUUAACCAUGAUCUUCAUAGUUUUAUAUGUGAUUUUCACAAGAAAUCACUUAUCCAUUUGAUAAACUUAUUAUAUUAUAAAUAUGUAUCAUUUCUAAUCCUUAUUCCGAGUGAUUUAUAUAUACUAUUGAAAAAAAAAUUUAUCAUAUUACUAACAACACUACUCAUAUUAGUAAUAUUCAUAGUAUUGUUUACGCAUUAACUAGGUGGUUUUUCUUCUCCAAACUAAGCAAUUAUGUGAUAUUCAUUAAACAUAUAUAUAUGUGUAUAUAUAUGUAAUUAUGAAUUCAUCUUUGUUUAUUGUUACUCUUCACUAUGAAAUAACUAUAGGUGUUCAUUAUUCUUUUUUCUCAUACAUUCACUACUUUAGUGUUAUGUUAGACUUCCUCCUCUUCUUCUUCUUCUUCUUCCUAUUACUGUUUAUCAUUUCAUUCUACUUAUAAUUCUUCUAUGAAAUGUUACAUCUGAAUGUAAUUUAUCAUAAUUCAAAAGAUUAAUUCUCUAUUCUCAUAAUCCUUCUUUAUGUUGUGUAUACACAAUUCAUGAACAUAUUGUAUACUUUUUGUGUAUUAGAUCACUAAAACCAUAAAUUCAUGAUCCAUUAUAAUUUCUUAUUCUUCUUCUCUUAAAAAUCUAAUUAUAAUAAUUACAUAACAGUGUGUUUUUUUUGUUUUGUUUUUAUCUCUUCUAUCUAUAUCCUUAUUACAUGAUAAACUAGUUACAAUACAAUAUGAUUAUACUCUAUCCUAUAUGUCAUUUAAGAUUAUUAACUCAUUUAUCUCUAUCAUUCUUGUUUUAAUGCUUACUUUAUAAAUAAAAGUCAAUUUUAUAU
Schistosoma margrebowiei is the source of this 6010-nucleotide messenger RNA. Lineage: Eukaryota; Metazoa; Platyhelminthes; Trematoda; Strigeidida; Schistosomatidae. The record is from the annotation of a GenBank genome assembly.